Molecule: messenger RNA, 1704 nt
Organism: Leptonychotes weddellii (Weddell seal)
Lineage: Eukaryota; Metazoa; Chordata; Mammalia; Carnivora; Phocidae
Source: RefSeq, a predicted model, not a curated record
CACACCCCUGCGGGAUCCGCGGGCCUCCUAGCCCUUGGGCUGGCCUGUCGCCCGCGGCGGGUCUGAGCGCGGCCUUCCCAGCCGCGACCCUCGAAAUAAAACAUUCCCUUUUUCCUUCCUGGAGAAAAUCAUGAUCCUGAAUUCCUUUAAUGUGCCUAUGUAUGUUCUACUGUAACGCCUAUCUACAAGCAAAAUUGGACGCUGACAGCCGCAGUGGUGAGGUCUGGUGUGGUGGUCAGGAUGGCGGAGGAGCAGGAGUUCACCCAGCUGUGCAAGUUUCCUGUGCAGCCCUCACACCCGCAUUGUGUCAACAACACCUACCGGAGUGCACAGCACUCGCAGGCCUUGCUCCGGGGGCUGCUGGCUCUCCGGGACAGUGGCAUCCUCUUUGAUGUUGUCCUGGUGGUGGAGGGGAGACACAUUGAGGCCCAUCGAAUCCUGCUGGCUGCGUCCUGUGAUUACUUCAGAGGAAUGUUUGCUGGGGGAUUGAAGGAGAUGGAGCAGGAAGAGGUCCUGAUCCACGGCGUGUCCUACAAUGCCAUGUGCCAAAUCCUGCAUUUCAUUUAUACCUCUGAGUUGGAGCUCAGCCUGAGCAACGUCCAGGAGACGCUGGUUGCCGCCUGCCAGCUGCAGAUCCCAGAAAUCAUCCAUUUCUGCUGUGAUUUCCUCAUGUCCUGGGUGGACGAAGAGAACAUCCUUGAUGUCUACCGGCUGGCGGAGCUGUUUGACUUGAGCCGUCUGACCGAGCAGCUGGACACCUACAUCCUCAAAAACUUUGUGGCCUUCUCGCGGACUGACAAGUACCGCCAGCUUCCCCUGGAGAAGGUCUACUCCCUCCUCAGCAGCAACCGCCUGGAGGUCUCCUGCGAGACCGAGGUGUAUGAGGGCGCCCUGCUCUACCAUUACACCCUGGAGCAGGUGCAGGCCGACCAGAUCUCACUGCACGAGCCCCCCAAGCUCCUGGAGACAGUGCGUUUUCCCCUGAUGGAAGCUGAGGUCCUCCAGCGGCUGCACGAUAAGCUGGACCCCAGUCCGCUGAGGGACACGGUGGCCAGCGCCCUCAUGUACCACCGCAAUGAGAGCCUGCAGCCCAGCUUGCAGGGCCCUCACACAGAGCUGCGGUCGGACUUCCAGUGCGUCGUGGGCUUUGGGGGCAUUCACUCCACGCCGUCCACUGUCCUCAGUGACCAGGCCAAGUACCUGAACCCCCUACUGGGAGAGUGGAAGCACUUCACCGCCUCCCUGGCCCCCCGCAUGUCCAACCAGGGCAUCGCGGUGCUCAACAACUUUGUGUACCUGAUCGGAGGGGACAACAAUGUCCAGGGCUUCCGCGCCGAGUCCCGGUGCUGGAGGUAUGACCCAAGGCACAACCGCUGGUUCCAGAUCCAGUCCCUGCAGCAGGAGCACGCGGACCUAUGUGUGUGUGUUGUGGGCAGGUACAUCUAUGCGGUGGCGGGGCGCGACUACCAUAAUGAUCUGAAUGCUGUGGAGUGUUACGAUCCCACCACCAAUUCCUGGGCUUACGUGGCUCCGCUCAAGAGGGAGGUAAGGAAACCUCGCCAAGAGGGGCCUUUUCCUGCCCACUUUCCUUCCAGGGUGUGCAGAGAGAGUGGAUGGCCAAGCCAGGGAAGCAGGCCUAGUGGGUACCUCCAAAGAUGCUGCACUGUGAUUGGGACAGGGGACCCCUGAGGUUCGGCCAGCCCC